Molecule: messenger RNA, 753 nt
Organism: Closterium sp. NIES-65
Lineage: Eukaryota; Viridiplantae; Streptophyta; Zygnematophyceae; Desmidiales; Closteriaceae
Source: the annotation of a GenBank genome assembly
AUGGCUACCCUCAGUGUCCUUACCUUUGAUGCUGAGGGUCGGGCUGUUGACUUUGAGGUCUGGGUCGAUGACUUACAGCUUUUCCUACAGUGCGAUAGGGCAGACGGUCUCUCCCUUUUCGAUCUCACGUCUGGUGCCUCUCCUGCCCCGCCUGCUGAUGCUGACAACACUGUUCGCUCACAGUGGGCCACACGCGAUGCUGCUGCCCGUCUUGCUGUGCGUCGCCACUUACCGACCGCUGAGGGUGCGCACUUUAGUCAGUACAAGAGUGCUAAGGCUUUCACCCGGCUCCCUGACUCCCUUCGCUUAGUCAGGGACCACUUCCUCUCAGUUUGCCCCACCACACUCACCGUUGACCUCCUCAAGGAGCGCCUCCUGGCAGCAGAGAGGAGUAUAGUCGCUGUAGGAGCCUCUCGUGGUGACCCUCGCACCCCCGUCUUUGAGGGGUGUUUCCCCUCCCCCCUCUUGCCCUCUGUUGCCUCUGCUGCUGCGGCCGACCUCGUUGGCCUCGAGUCGGUCGGAGCUGCGUCUGCCCCUAGCGAGAGACGCCGCACCGGCAAGGGCAAGGGGGCAAGGGCGCUGGAGGAGCUGGCGGGGGCGGUGGAGGUGGCGGUGGAGGCGGUGGAGGGGGUGGGGGUGGUGGUGGGAGUGGUGGCGGGGGUGGAGGCGUCGGUGGCAGCAGUGGAGGCGGAGGAGGCGGAAGCAGUGGCGGUGGGAGCGGAGGAGGCGGUGCCGCUGUGGCUGCUGCUCUAG